UAACUCUCUAUUUCAGCAAAAACAAGACCAGAGAAAUGCCUUUUCUGGAGUCACAGUGGAUACUUUCGGUGGAAUAGCUUCCUUUUUAAAAUUAAUUGCUAUAUAAUCUAAUAUUUUUUAAAUGGGAGGAAAGGGCAUGAAGAUCGGGGGUCUGGCACUGGUGCUGAUUGGUGUUUUAGGAGUGUGUUUGGCAUGUGGACUGCCAAUGUGGCGCGAGACAUCUUUUGUGGGAGCAAAUAUUGUGACGGCACAAUCGGUGUGGGAUGGUCUGUGGUUACACUGUAUCUUUCAGGCCACAGGUCAGAUGCAGUGCAAGAGACACACUACAUCCAUCACUAUGACCUCUGACAUCCAAGCUGGACGGGCCCUCAUAUUGAUCUCCAUCAUCGCCGGCCUCUUGGGCUUCAUCGUCACCCUGCUUGGAGGAGGUGUAGUCAACUGUAGUGGCGCUCCACCUGAUCCCUCAGAGCCUCCAACCAACUCUUCCUCCAGCAAAAAAGUGUGUCUAGUGGGUGGAGCUCUGUGCAUCCUAGCAGGAAUCCUCUGCCUGAUCUCAGUCAGCUGGUCAGCAGCAGCAACCAUCUCACUCUACAAUGACCCCUUAGUGGCUGCAGCCCUGAAGAGAGAGGUGGGCUCCUCCAUCUACAUAGGCUGGGUCUCCUCUGCGCUGCUCCUGCUUGGUGGUGCCUUGAUCUGUUGCGUCUGUGGGGAGAAGCAGAUAAACCCACCUCCCCGUUACAACUACAUGCCGUACAGCACCAACACUCAGUACAGCGGCCCUGCAUCUCACAUGGCCACUCUGAGGUCUGAUGUUAUAGGGCCAAACUCCUCAAGGAUGUCUGACCAUCGUACGCCAAGUAGGAUGAUAGAGCACAAAGCCCAAGUGCAUGAGCAUAAUCAAGCUCAGAGUGGGCGGUAUUAUCAGCCUCUGCGGACACCACCAAGAUCUGAGCAGGGGACAUUUGGUCGUAAUCCGUCAUACAGAUCAGGGACACCAGACAAGGCAAAGGGCUUAGUCAUGGGAAUGAAUCCAAAUCUGGUGCGUGACAUUCCCAGCAGAGCCACAACAGUGCGCAGUGAAUAUUAUUUUAAUUCUGUAUAAAUCUGGAUGGAUUUGCCUGGAUCAUUGCUCUGAGCACGGCUGA
Messenger RNA from Epinephelus fuscoguttatus (brown-marbled grouper), 1145 nucleotides. RefSeq names its product claudin-4-like. Gene Ontology annotation, biological process: bicellular tight junction assembly; cell adhesion. Gene Ontology annotation, molecular function: structural molecule activity. Lineage: Eukaryota; Metazoa; Chordata; Actinopteri; Perciformes; Serranidae. The record is from RefSeq and is a predicted model, not a curated record. The transcript is spliced from 3 exons. Bases 122 to 1102 code for a protein of 326 amino acids. Gene Ontology annotation, cellular component: plasma membrane; bicellular tight junction.